Molecule: messenger RNA, 1365 nt
Organism: Pseudozyma hubeiensis SY62
Lineage: Eukaryota; Fungi; Basidiomycota; Ustilaginomycetes; Ustilaginales; Ustilaginaceae
Exons: 1
Coding region: 1-1365 (454 amino acids)
Source: RefSeq, a predicted model, not a curated record
AUGUCUCGCAACACUGGCACCGGUGGCACCCGUAGUAGUGGGUCGACGUCGUCUGCUGCAGCACCUUCGAAAUCGAACAAAGGUCGUCGAUCGUCCAGCUCCGAACUUCGUGCUGCUUCCUCGAGCAAACCUUCGCAGCCGCGGCCGGCGUUGUCAGCUCGAAGCUCGCCCACGACGACCUACGUCGCUGGCUUUUCUCCUGCAGCCGCUGUCGCCCCUCGUCCGCGGCCUACCUCGCAGCCAUCGCGCCAGCCGUCCCUACCCGCAACAUCCGCACAACCGAGAUCGCCGCGCGCCUCAACCUCACGUCACCCCACGCCGACCAACAGCGCACCCAGCAGUCGACGCAGCAGCGUCGUCGAUUCUUCCGCCGCCUACCGCUACUCGCUCAACGUCGGCAGUGUUUCCCGCUUUCCCGGGUCGAGCACCGAGGGUGCAAACCAGAUCCUCCGCGCAGCAGCUUCGAGGAACGAUGAAGAGAUCGAUCCGAGCAGAGCCUCUGUCGGUUCGACGAGUUCGAGGACCAGCUCGAGGUUGAGCUCGAGGUAUACCGCCGAGGAGGUGGCACCGCAGAGACGACCGGUGUAUCUGGCGUUGCCGAGCGAUCCGAGUGCGAAAGGGGUUUGGUCCGGUACGGGUAGUACGUUGGUAGCAAGUGCUGUGGAUAAGGAUGGAGUGCAAAGGACCAAGGGUAAGAAGGAUGGCGGUGAUGGGGAGGGUAAGAGGCGGAAUAGCAAGAUCAUGACUAGUUUCCCUUUUCCACAUCCCGUUACUCCGAGGAGGAGAACCGGCGGAACAGCGUCUGUCGAUGCCGCGCAGAAUGGUCACAGCAGCACCGGUUGGAGGCUAUCAUCCAUAAAUGCGGCGUGGCAGCGUCUGCUCACCGCCAUCUUCGCCGGACCCUACGAACGACAGCUCAACCGCGAGGAACAGGAAGACGAUCGGAUCACCCAAAGUAUCAUCCACGACAUUGCACGACGCAAUGGCAACACCACUGCCUACGGAACCUUGCCUAUCCCUGCCGAUCCUGAAGAUCCCUACGGUUACCGCCAGCUCGCAGGCCCGCAUCUGCUGCCGAGUUAUACGACCGACCUGGUCGCCCGACGCAGAGAACGACGACGCGCACGGAGUAGGGCAAGGUUCCAGUGCAUGGCGUCGUGGACGAUCUGGACGGUGAGCGCCGUGCUGGUGCUGAUCGUGGUCGUGUUGGUGUUCAGCUUUGUGUUUCCGGAUCGGUUGGAUAUUCCAAACCAUUCGGAUGAAGGGGAUGAGGAGGAUGCAGUGGUGGUGAUGGGGAUGCGAGGGGCGAUACGGGGGGUGAUGCUGGGUGGGUUGGCGUUGAUGAUGCAGCGACAGACGGGGUGA